Messenger RNA from Camelina sativa (false flax), 978 nucleotides. The record is from RefSeq and is a predicted model, not a curated record. NCBI's taxonomy places the organism in Eukaryota, Viridiplantae, Streptophyta, Magnoliopsida, Brassicales, Brassicaceae.
AGAAGAAACUCGUAAUAUCACAAAAACUCCAACUAUUCAGGGGGAACGAGGAUGUACUGUCCCAACCUCACCACUUCUCCAACAAUCCCUUCCUAUUUACCAUUUUGCCACUCCACUCGCUCUAUUCCUUCUCAUUUCCGAUCAUCUGACAAAAACCCGAAUCUUGUUUCCAUCUUUCGAGCAAAACCCACAAUCUCUCAUUCCCUCACGUGCUUUGCAUCAUCUUCAAUGGAGACGACGCAGAGCAGCGAAACGAAACCUUUCUCUGUUCUUUUUGUCUGUCUCGGAAACAUCUGUCGGAGCCCAGCAGCUGAAGGUGUCUUUAGAGAUAUGGUGAAGAAGAGAGGUCUCGAUUCCAAAUUCAACAUUGAUUCCGCUGGAACCAUUGAUUAUCACGAGGGGAAUAUGGCGGAUCCGAGAAUGAGAACUGCUGCGAAACGUCGUGGGAUUGAGAUAACGUCAUUAUCAAGACCGAUUAAGGCAUCUGAUUUCAGGGAAUUUGAUCUCAUUCUUGCAAUGGAUGAGCAGAACAAAGAGGACAUAUUGCAGGCUUAUAAUGUAUGGAAAGCCAGAGGGAAUUUCCCGCCCGAUGCUGAUAAAAAGGUACCUGUAGUGUUUUUUGUUUUUUUGCUGGAAUUUGGAACACUUUCUAGGCGGUUGUCAGAACAUAUGUCAUUGAUUUUUCAGGUUAAGCUAAUGUGUUCGUAUUGCAAGAAACACAAUGACAAGUUUGUUCCUGAUCCAUACUACGGUGGAGCUCAAGGUUUUGAGAAGGUACUGGACUUGCUUGAAGAUGCUUGUGAGUCUUUGCUGGACAGUAUCAGCGUGUAAAGUUGAUGAUACUGCAAGCUUAGAGCCCCACUUAUGUAGUUAUGUUGUUACUAUUGUUGAGAUUGAUAGCUUUGCGCAUAAAACUAAGAGUUCUAUUAAUUCUAUUACUAUAGACAUCUUAAUGAUGUGAAGCUUGAAUCUUUGAUA